Messenger RNA from Camelus dromedarius (Arabian camel), 3467 nucleotides. RefSeq names its product molybdenum cofactor synthesis 3 (gene MOCS3). Gene Ontology annotation, biological process: tRNA wobble position uridine thiolation; protein urmylation. Gene Ontology annotation, molecular function: thiosulfate-cyanide sulfurtransferase activity; URM1 activating enzyme activity; adenylyltransferase activity. Lineage: Eukaryota; Metazoa; Chordata; Mammalia; Artiodactyla; Camelidae. Gene Ontology annotation, cellular component: cytoplasm; cytosol. The transcript has a single exon. The record is from RefSeq and is a predicted model, not a curated record. Bases 221 to 1588 code for a protein of 455 amino acids.
GUCUGAGUUCUAGUCCUCCUAAGGCCCUCCGCAUGGUUCCAUUGGGAAUAGUUAGGAGUUGUGUAUCAUUCAAGUUGAAUCGGAGGGUUGCUUCGGAAAUACAUAUCUAUCAAUCACCUUUUCCCAAGCUCCAUAAAGUUUUUUAGUUUAUCCCAGUCUCUAGAAGAAGGAAAGCCGGAAGCGGAAGUGGCUUUCAUGACAACUUCCGGAAGAGGGUGCCAUGGCUGGUAGGGAGGAGGUGCUUUCCUUGCAGGCAGAAGUUGCCCAGCGGGAGGAGGAGCUGAGUUCCCUGAAGCAGAGGCUGGCGGCGGCUCUUGUGGCGGAGCAGGAGUCAGAGCGAUUGAUUCCGGUGUCACCCCUGCCGCCGAAGGCUGCCCUGUCCCGCGAUGAGAUUCUGCGCUAUAGCCGGCAGCUCGUACUGCCUGAGCUAGGUGUGCAGGGACAGCUGCGCCUGGCGACCGCGUCCGUGCUGGUCGUGGGCUGCGGGGGGCUCGGCUGUCCACUGGCACAGUACCUGGCGGCAGCCGGCAUCGGCCGCCUGGGCCUCGUGGACUAUGACGUAGUAGAAGUGAGCAACCUGGCCCGCCAAGUGCUUCAUGGCGAGGCACUGGCUGGCCAGGCCAAGGUCUUUUCGGCAGCCGCCUCACUGCGCCGUCUCAAUUCGGCAGUGGAGUGCGUGCCCUACGCCCAGGCGCUUACGCCAGCCACGGCGCUAGAUCUCGUCCGCCGCUAUGACGUGGUGGCUGACUGCUCCGACAACGUGCCUACUCGGUACCUGGUUAACGAUGCAUGUGUGCUAGUCGGCCGGCCUCUGGUGUCGGCCAGCGCCCUGCGCUUCGAGGGCCAAAUCACAGUCUACCAUUAUGGUAGUGGGCCUUGCUAUCGCUGCAUAUUCCCCCAACCACCUCCAGCGGAGACGGUGACCAGCUGCGCGGAUGGCGGGGUGCUUGGUGUGGUGACUGGGGUCCUGGGCUGCCUGCAGGCGUUGGAAGUGUUGAAGAUCGCUGCAGGUCUGGGCCCCUCUUACAGUGGCAGCCUGCUACUCUUCGAUGCCCUCAGAGGACAUUUCCGCUGUAUUCAGCUCCGGAGACGCAGGCCGGACUGUGCAGCUUGCGGGGAGCGGCCCACUGUGACUGAUCUGCAGGACUAUGAAGACUUCUGUGGCUCCUCAGCCACAGAUAAGUGCCGCUCCCUGCAAUUGCUGACCCCGGAGGAGCGAGUUUCUGUCAUCGACUAUAAGCGACUUCUGGAUUCUGGGUCACCCCAUCUGUUGCUGGAUGUCAGGCCUCAAGUGGAAGUGGACAUCUGUCGUUUGCCUCACGCCCUGCACAUCCCUUUGAAAUAUUUGGAACGGAGGGAUGUGGAGAGCCUGAAACUCUUAGGAGAAGCAAUCCGGGUAGGGAAGCAGGGCACCCAGGAAGGGGCCUCUCUUCCCAUUUAUGUGAUUUGCAAACUGGGCAAUGACUCCCAGAAAGCCGUGAAGAUCCUGCAGUCCUUGACAGACUUAAACUCUGUAACAGUUCAGGAUGUUGUGGGGGGCCUCAUGGCCUGGGCUGCCAAAAUCGAUGGAACAUUUCCACAGUACUGAGGUGGCUGGUAGAGUUUGACAUGGGAUAGAGUCAGUGAAAGAUUGCCAUGGGUUUUUUGUUUGUCUUUUGCAUUUUCUUCAGUAAUGUAUGGGAGAGCCUGGGAUUCUGCAGUAUCUGUGAAUACGUGAACUUAUUUCUAUAACGGGCUUUUAAGUUGUAAUUUCUUGAAUGGUGUAGUUAUUAAUGAGUUAUAAUACUGUUCCUGAGAACUGUCCUGUGUUUUCCGCACUUGGAUGGUGUCCUGAACAGGUGAGAAAUAAUGUCACAGGACUUUGUGUUUUGAACUGCAGAUCAUUUGCCUCUCCUGCUUUACUGCCUUUUUUUUUUUUUUUUUUUUACCUCUCCCAUGUAAAGAGCUCUUAAAUUGUCCAUUUAAUUCUUGGAAAGGUGUAGUAAAUUUACUGAUGUUACAGAAUCCAAGCUCAUACUGCUCUCUGCAGGACAGGCCAGUAAGUCUAGAGAUGAGUUGUUGGGGCAAGGAAUAAUGACAAUUUGGAAAGCCAGCAGACUGAAAAGUUUCCCAAAGAACUGUCUUACUUGUGUUAGAAUUCAGGCUUCUGUAUUAAAAGGGGAGGGGAUAUGAUUGGUUGUUGCAAAGUUCUUGGUGUCAGGAAUCCUUUGUUCUUGCAGCUGUCCUGUAGGUCAGGUCAGGAUGUUCCUGUAAACCUUCAACAAGACGAAAGUUAUUCUCUGUUCUGAGACUUCUUCUCUCUAUAGGAAUGGGAAAAUGUUACACCUUUAUAGGUCAGAGCCUUGAGAAUGGGUUGUCAUGUAUAUUUCAGGCUACUGGCAACAUUCUUUACUUGUAGCAAAAGCAAUAGAAUACAAAGGUUAAAGUAUCUAAUGUGGAGUCAGAUUUGCUCUUCUCUGGUACACUGAAUUGAUCAUAGGUGGUAUACUUAAGAUCAGUUUAUUGUUUACUAAGACAUUCUUUGGAUAUUCUUCAGAUAAUAGACUUAUGUCCUAGAGAAAUCAGUGUUUAAAAUGUAUGUUGUUAAAACAUUUAAAUUAUCUGGGAAGUGGUCAUUCUAUUAAACAUUUUGAAUUAAUAUCCAAGCGAGGUAUUUGCAGUCUACCAAGAUAGAAAUCACCUUUGUAGUCUGUCAGUUUCUUUUAUAAAUUGCUGGGGUUUUUUCUUAUUAGCUUCAGAGUCCACCUUACAUUAUACACACAUAAAAAUUUCUAAACUGUACACUGUAGUUUGGCUUGUGUUGGAAUCUUCAAGUUCAAGUCCCAACUUUCUGCCCUCCCCUGUCCUUUUUUCCCUAUCCAGUUUUUUUUUUGUUUUUGUUUUUGUUUUUGUUUUUGUUUUUGUUUUGGCUUUACUACAGUAAAGCCUACAUUUGGCCAGGAUGCCAAAUGCAAUAUUGAAUUGAAGUGCAAUAGUGAACAUUCUUCUCUCCUUCAUGAUUCCAGGUGAAAAACUUUGUAUAUUUGACCAAUAUUACUUGUUACUGCUUUACUGUAGAUAAAUAUCCUCUAUCAGAUUCAAUAAGUUUCUGUUUAUAGUUUGAUAAGAGUUUUCAUUGAAUUCAUCAAAUGCUUUUUCUGCACUUCUAUAUGCUCUUAUCUCUUCUGUUAAUGUGAAUACAAUGACUUUUUUUUUUUUUUACUGUGGCAAAAAAACACAUGACAUAAAAUUCACCCUCCCAGUAGUCUCCAUGUGUAUAAUACUCUCAGCUACAUGCACGUGCUGGGCAACAAAUUCCAGAACACCCCAUCCUGCAUGACUGAGACUUUACACCCACCUAACAGCUCCCAACUCUCCCCUUUAAGUUGCUUUUGCUAUUUUGAUUUAAUCUCUUCCAGCAUUUUAUAAUAGUAUAAAAUGUAGAUUUUUAAGUGUGUAUUUUCUUAUUAAACAGCAUUUUCAUGAAA